Messenger RNA from Westerdykella ornata, 3621 nucleotides. RefSeq lists its product as uncharacterized. The transcript is spliced from 12 exons. The coding region runs from base 1 to 3621 and encodes 1206 amino acids. The record is from RefSeq and is a predicted model, not a curated record. Gene Ontology annotation, biological process: protein export from nucleus; RNA export from nucleus. Gene Ontology annotation, cellular component: RNA nuclear export complex; nucleus; cytoplasm. NCBI's taxonomy places the organism in Eukaryota, Fungi, Ascomycota, Dothideomycetes, Pleosporales, Sporormiaceae. Gene Ontology annotation, molecular function: small GTPase binding; nuclear export signal receptor activity; RNA binding.
AUGGACGGCGCCUGGCAAGCCGACCCGCCGCACGCGACCACCCCCAACGGCAGCACGAACGGCGUCCACGUCGCCCAAGUCCAUCUCUCCCAAGUCCUUGAGGCCCUGCAUUCCAUCUACGACCCGGCCAGCUCCAAUACCACCCGCCGCCAGGCCACCCAAUACCUCGAAUCUGCAAAGCAUCACCCCGAUGCCCCUGCCCAUGGCCGCAACCUCGCCCUUGACCGCUCUCAGCCUGCACAGCUCCGCCACUAUGGCCUCACCAUGCUCGAGCACGCCAUCCUCUAUAACUGGGAAGACUUUACCGUUGCCCAAGGGGAGGCGCUCCGGGACUGCGUUGUUGAGCUGGCCCAGAGCAUCACCGAGGAUGAUCCCGUGUACCUACGGAACAAGGUCGCUCACCUGUGGGUCGAAGUUGCGAAGCGCUCCUGGGGCGACGAAUGGCUCAACAUGGACGAGCAGCUGGUGGCCCUCUGGCAAACCUCGUUACAUCACCAGGCCGUUGUUCUGUACGUGCUGGAGACGCUGUCCGAGGAAGUCUUCAACCGUGAGGAUGCCACGGCGGGACUACGGGGUAGCGACCUGGGUCGGGCCUGCGUCGAGAUCUUCACCCCUGCCGAAGUGCUCACCCAGCAGCUUCCCACUCGUGACAAAGGCUUAGCCGUCCGGUUUGGUGACGAGGGCUGGUUGAGGCGGUUGUGCGACAAUCUCAAUUGGUGCCUAUCCCAGGAUUUCAGGAACGAGGAACGCGUGCGAACUUGUGCCGUGAAGACCAUGAACGCCCUUCGAGCAUCCAUGUCGUGGAUCAUGCCCAAGGCCAUCUCCGCCUUGCAAAUCAUACAGAAUGUCUCCAGGGUGUUGGCUGCGCCUGUUGUAGAUUUACAAUUGGCUGCCAUUGAAGUCAUCCAGGCCAUAUAUCUGCGGCACCAUCUCCAUGAUGAAGACAUCGUAGAGUUGGUCAGCCCCAUGCUCACGGUCGACAGUGUCAAUCUUUUGCGUGAAGUAUACAAUUGGACACUGUCCGACAUGGAUGCGCAUGAUAUCCAUGAGCAAAAGUAUAUGCUCUGCAAGAAGAUUGCAGAGAUUGGUAACAGCCUCGGAUUGUUCGUCGAGCAGAAGCUCCGCGAUCUGCCAGAAGGAAGUAACAUUCCCGGCUUUCUUGAGCUGCUGUUCGACAUCACUCGUAACCCUAGUCUUUUUGUUUCUAUCCCGGUCCUGCAUUGCUGGACGAAGCUGCUAAGAUCUCGCUUCCUGCGAGAAAAUUUCGCCCAACAGAUCAUGAUGCCCCUGUUGGAGCUAUGUUGUGCGCGCCUGAUCCGUUACGAAGCGUUCCCUGAGGAUUCAGAGAAUCCCACUAUCCUCUUCCUGAAUGAAGACGUAGAUACCGUUCCGGAACGCCAUGCUUUUCUCGGAAAUUACAGACGCUACUGUGUGGAUAUCAUCGAGACUGCGGUGCGGCACCACCCGAUUGACGCCAUGACGCUGGUGCUCACCCAGGCUACGACCAUGUUCCAAAACUUGUACCAAGACGAGCCUCCGUUUCAACCACAAACAUUCUCCAAGAGCUCAAUGCCGGUCCUGCGUGUAGAUGCACAUGUAACAAUCAUUGAUGCGGCGCUCAAAGGAUACCUGAAGUGGCUCUCCAUGCCUCCGUCUGCAGAUCCUGAAGAAUUUGAGGACAUACGCGUCCGAAUGGAAGAGUCAUUUGAACAGUGGUGUAGUCAACUUAUACAAGCUAGAUUUGAGGAUCCGGAGAUUACGAAGAAAGUCGUCCAACUCAUGUCCACAUUCUCGACGAAAGCCCUCCCGGACCGACCGCAUUUUGCACUUUCUUUCCUCGAAUACUUACUCACCGUCAAAUUGGCGGAUAACCCUUCUUUGCUUCCCUACUCGGAAUCCGUAAAAGACCUUGAUCGUAUGUGUAGCCUGGAGAUGCAGAAGCUCGCGAUGAAGUUCCCGGACGAUUUCAUGAAUGUAUACGAUACGUUAGAACAGAAGAUAAAGGAAUUAGUUGCGUCUCCGGAAUCAGACGAGAGGCAACGCUUGGCGUUCAACGCUUUUCUCUUCAUAAUCAUACAUCGCUGCACAACACUAGAUAGAGAUACUAAAGCCAACCGCAUGAGGCAGAUAUUGGGCCAAGUCAAUGCCGCUUGGCAAAGCGAAGAGCUCACGAAAUCCAUCUCCAACUUCCAGUCCUUCUGCGCUAUGCUGGGCAUGGAGCACCUCCCGGAGUUUUUCUCCACACACAACUUCGAAGACGUGCAGGACUGGUCAGACCAGCCUCUCCCCAGCGAAGGCCAGGCGUUACAGGCGGCUAUUCUGGAACGUUCAAACCACCUGCCGCUACGGCUAACGAAAACGCUACUGGCGGCGUCCAUCGAGAAGCUGCGUGAUGGAUCACCUGCAUAUGAGAUUGCUGCGUCUUUAUGGGCCGAUGCAAUACCUGUCGUACUCCCGAACAUUCUCCAGCUCGUGAGCCAUGCACAAGCGUUCAAUAACGUCGAGGCCAGCUGGGCACAUCUACCGCCCGAUUUACAGCAAGUCAUCCGGCGAGUUCUAACGGACAGGUUCUGGCAAGCUGGCAUCUCGACCGAGAGCCGCGAGGACUUCUUCGCAAGGGUGAGCAGCUCCAAGUCGACGUAUGAAGGCUUUGCAUCCACUGUUCGAGGCACGGUCCGCCAGAUUCGCGAGAGCUCCUACUUCAUUCUCUACUCCUUGACCCGCUUCCCCGAUUCUUUCUACAGCAUCAGCGACUUGCCGGAGCACUUUCUUCCGCCUAUGAUUGAAGGCCUGUUCGGGGAGCUGAAUCGGAAGAUCAGCUCAGAGUGGGAUGCUGUCAACCGGCAGGUCGCCCAGGCAGGAGACAAUGAUAACCUAACCGACGAGAUGAAGACGGAGAGUAUCCUACGGCAACUCACCUAUUCAUCCGUUUCACUUGUCGCCAGUCUCCUCGAUUUCCGACAAGGUAUCACAGACAACACCCAACAAGACCACCAAGCCCAGUCCCCUUCCAUGCCCACCUUCAUCCUCUCGCACCUCUCCGUACUCUCGCCCAUCCUCCUCUUCAGCAACUCGACGCUCCGCGUCCGCGACACCCGCUCCGUGCUCACGACCAUCCGCGUCCUCCGCUCCCUCAUCCCGCGCUUUCGCGAGGCCUCGCCCAUCCGGUCCUUCUUCUGCGACGACGUGCUCAAGAACGCAAUCACGAGCCUGCACGAACCGUACUUUGUGGAUUGCCAGAAGGAGCUGGCGAGCCUGAUUGCGGCUAUUAUUCUCCUGGAGGAGGAGACGCCGAGGAAUAUCCUGUUGAGCCUACCAGGCGUGGGGUCGGAUCCCGCGCGGCUGGAUCGACGGUUGGCGAAGCUGAGGAGUGCGAACAGGAGCGAUGAGCGGUUGCAGAGGAGUAUCGUGUUGGAUCUGUUGGCGAGUUUGAGGGGCGUGAGUAUCCACGAGCUGGGCAAGGUGGAGAGGGGGAGGGGGAUUGGAGGUGGCGGAGGUGCGAGGAAUAGGGGCAAGGUCAUGGAGCAGUAUAUGCAGAUGAGCGUGGAGACGCAGCCGGGGAUUGUGAGGGGUGGAAGUCCCGGGUUGGAAGGCGUUGCGGGCAUGUUUGGGGGCGAGUAG